Spinacia oleracea (spinach) is the source of this 3223-nucleotide messenger RNA. RefSeq names its product PWWP domain-containing protein 3. Lineage: Eukaryota; Viridiplantae; Streptophyta; Magnoliopsida; Caryophyllales; Amaranthaceae. The record is from RefSeq and is a predicted model, not a curated record. The transcript is spliced from 2 exons. Bases 189 to 3023 code for a protein of 944 amino acids.
UAAGAAAAUCAAGGGUUUUUUUAUUUACAAUAAGAUUUGGAAGCAUAUUCAUCGCAAAAGAGUGAAAUUUUAUCGGAGCUUGGUAAUAACGCUAUAACAAACACGCCCUUACGAACUUACAACAAAGCUUCAGCUGGUGUCUUCCCUCUCUUUCAACAGCUUGAUUUUGUUGGGGAAACUUUCUAAAAAUGGAUAAUGAUGGGGAAUUGGUAAAAACAAGCAAAACCUUAGUUGGGUUUGAUCAGUCAACAAUAAUUAUACCACCUUCUUCCUCAGUUGUUGAAAAGGAAUCUUGUAGUUUGGAUUUGACAAGCUCAACAGUAAUGGGUGCCCGUAAUAUAAAAAGUCAAGAAAAUGGUUCUGGGGUUUUGGGGGUAGAAAAUGGACAUGAUGAUGGCGGUGUCGGCGGUGGGGGUGGCGGUGGCUUUGUCGGUGAUGGGGUGGAUUUGAGUGUUGCCAAAGAUAUUAGGGUUGAUGAGAUUGUCGGUGAGGAAAGUGUUGCUGAUGAUUCUGAGAUUGAAAAGGAAAGCAAAGAGAUCAAGUUUGAGGAAAAAGGAAAUGGGGUUUUGAUUGAGAGAGUGUGUGGGAGGAAGGGUUUUGGGGUAAAAUUUCAAGAUGGGAUAACCAGUUCUGGGAAGAAACCAUUUGCUGAUAUAUCAAGUAGCAUUGCUCAGAGAACUAGGAACAGGAUUAUACCAGAGGAAAUCCAGGAUGUGGAUGUUGUUGAUGAAAAUGGUGAUGAGGUUGAUGAAGAAGAAGAUAACAUAUUUUGUGCAGGGGAUUUUGUUUGGGGAAAGGUUAAGAGUCAUCCAUGGUGGCCUGGUAGGAUAUAUGACCCUUCAAAUGCAUCUGAGUUUUCGUUGAGAUACAAACACGAGGGGCGACUUCUGGUUGCAUAUUUUGGGGAUAGAACAUUUGCUUGGUGUGAUCCUUCUCAGUUGAAAUCUUUUGAGGAGAAUUUUGAAGAAAUGUCAAAGCAAAGCAGUUUGAAGACCUUUGUUCAUGCUGUAAUGGAAGCUGAAAAUGAAUUUGGUAGACUUGUAAAGCUACAAAUGAAUUGUUCUUGUGUAAGAGAGAAUCAGAAUUCUAUGCCGUUUGUAGUGAAUGCAGGUGUUAAGGAAGGGGUUCGUGUUUCUGAGAACGGAGUUGUCAAGUUUUCAGCAGCUCGGUUUGAUUCGUUGACAAUGCUUUCUGAUAUCAGAUGUUGGGCUGUGUUUGAUUCGGUAGCUAGUAAUACACUUGAAUUAACAGUGUUAAAGAGUCAAUUAUCAGCCUUCAAUCAUGCUAAAUUUGGGUACUCGUUACCAGUAUAUUGUGAGCCCGUGGGUAUUGAAGACCCGAUGAGUGAGCAAGGUUUAUCCAGGGAGGGUUCAUGUCGCCGAGGUCCAGAUGAUGGGGAUUGGUUUAUAGGCCCGGGAGAUCAGACACCAGGCCAAAACGGGCUGCUGACACCACAGAAAAGGAGGAAAUCAAAGAGCAUAACUGAGCUGUUGGGAACGGACACAGGAGAUGAAUUGGAGGGGAACACUGUGGACAGAUUAGAAGGAGAGACUCAAUUAGGAAAGUCCGUAGUGGAAUCUAGGAAGAAAAGGGGGAAAUCAUCAAUGCAUGAGUUAAAUGGUGAUGAAAGUUUUCCUGAAGAAGAUGAGCAAUCAGGGAAGCAGGUCCGAGUUUCUGGGAGGAAGAAAAGGAAGACUGUUGUUGAAAAUAAAAGUCCAGCAACAGGAAAUCUGGCGAUUACUCGAUCAAGCACAAGGAAGAAGAAAGAAGAGGAGCUUUCAAUGUCAACUACCUCUGAUGAGAAAGCUUCACGUGACUCAGAGAACCGUGAUCAGGUAAAAAAGCACCGGAAAAUGGGCAUGGUGCCUCGGAAAUUGAGUAUUAAUGGUGGUUCUACAAUUGAAGAGGGUUAUGAGAGGAUUUCUCCUAGAGAAAGAAAACUGAGCAAGUACUUGUCUCCUCCCUAUACAAAUUUGCUGCAGAGGCAAAGAAGUUCAUUGUCUAAAGUAAGCUCGGAAGAAGGUGGUCUUGUGUUCUCUGAUGUGGCGAAUGUGGGUAAAAGGAUGGCCAAGACAGCUGGCAAAAUAGUGGGAUCUCCUCCAUUAGUGAAAUGCAUGAAAAAAGUAAAAAAAAGUCAAAAAAAUGAUGAUCCAGAUUAUAACACAACAAGCAAGCAAGAUUUGAGUUCUGAGGCUAAUAAUGGUGCUGAGAAAAGUAUCGGUUUUCUGAACUGUGUUCUUCGUGAAAUUCGAUCAGCUGCUCUUGAUCCACUGUAUAGAAGGAGGGAUCAGACCUUUGAUUCGGUGAAGGGAUUUCUUUCUUCAUACAGGAGCUCAAAUUACAAGAAUGGAUCAAAUUGUAAGUUGCAUAAGAAAGAGUUGGCUGGUAUUCGGCGGAGAAAGAGAAAUUCAUCUGGUACCAUGCACGGAUCAAAUUCAGAUCAGAAGGUCGGAUCAAAUUCAGAUCAGAAGGUCCCGAAUCUUGUUGAUCAGCAGACCCCUAAGCUGAAACGCUAUAAAAAGAGUGCAACAAAGGAAGAGCAGAAGUCGGAGUCAAAGCCUGAAAAUAAGGUACUGACUGAAGCUGAUCAGCAUACCCCUAAGCUGAAAUCCUCUAAAAAGAGUGUGACAGAGAAAGAACAGAAGUCAGAUUCAAAGCUGAAACGCCCUAAAAAGAGUGCAGCGAAGAAAGAACAGAAUUUGGAGUCAAAAACUGAGCAUGAAGUAUCAUGUGGGCCCUCCUCAUCAUCAGCUGAGGAGAAUGUGCAGAACAAGAAGACAACGAAAUCUUCUGAGACAACAGGAGCUCCUUCUGAGUCGCCCCAACCGGAGAGUGAACCGUUGGCAGUAAUCUUUAUAAAGCAAAAGCUUGAGGCAAUGACAUCAAUGUUGGGGCAGAGUGAUGGUAAGAUGUCAGAGGAGAUAAAAUCGAACCUGGAAAAUGAUGUGAAGGAGCUGUUAAAGAAGGUGAAGAAGAUGACUGCUACUUCUACUUCUACUUCUACUUCUCCUUCAUCAUCCUAGUUUAAAUAAUACGGAGUAUAGUACGGUGUAGUCUUUUAUGAUUAUAGAGAGCUUUUUAGGCUGUUUGUAAAGAUUGCUACCUGUUUACUUUCCUUCUCUGCAUAUAGUAGACCCUUCUUGUCUUAAUUUCUUUUGGUGUAAUUGGGUGUUCUUGUCAAUGUUGCGAAUACUAGUGACAUGAGAGCUUACCACUGUUAUCA